This is a messenger RNA of Acaulospora colombiana, 297 nucleotides long. The record is from the annotation of a GenBank genome assembly. NCBI's taxonomy places the organism in Eukaryota, Fungi, Glomeromycota, Glomeromycetes, Diversisporales, Acaulosporaceae.
AUGUUGGGAAGCGUGUUCCUUGGAGAUCCACGGUCUCGACUGAUAGCAAGCAGCUCUCAAUCACCCCCUCAAUCCCCCUCGUUCUUUGCCCAACCACCACACAUCACCCCCGAAGUCGCACUGCAACUCCGUAUCCGAUGGCUCGAAGCGCUCUUACUCGGCGUGAGUGAGAUGGGGGGACAGGGUGUACCCAAACCGAGCGAUAAAGUGGAGGGGAGGGCUAAAGGGAAACGGGAGGAGAAAAAAGUGAGGAUCGAGAGGCCAAGUAGAGGUUUAAGGAGAGGAGAUGCGCAACAG